This is a messenger RNA of Colletotrichum destructivum, 2836 nucleotides long. Its product is annotated as Putative DnaJ domain, tetratricopeptide-like helical domain superfamily. Bases 702 to 2822 code for a protein of 706 amino acids. Gene Ontology annotation, molecular function: protein binding. The record is from RefSeq and is a predicted model, not a curated record. The transcript has 4 exons. NCBI's taxonomy places the organism in Eukaryota, Fungi, Ascomycota, Sordariomycetes, Glomerellales, Glomerellaceae.
GCCUUGGGCCACCGAGAAAUGCCAGCAACAGAAAGCAGCAACUUUGUGCAAUUCACAUCUAGAGAUAUUCCUCUUACUGACUUCCCUCUUACCUACCUGCUUGCUUGCUGCUGUUGCUACCCUGUCAGGCUCUGCUUGCCUCCUCCUCGUCCGCCGCUGGAGAGCUUGUCCCCUCCUCCCUCACCCAUUGAUUUGCCUUACGAAUACUUUUUGCUUUCUCGCUCACCCUGCCUCCUCCAGCCGGCUGCAUCCCAUCCCCCUCCAGUGUCCACUCCGAUGGGCUGUGUUUCCUCUGGCCGAGCCUCCUCUUCGCAGUAGCGGCCUGGACUUCCUUCCUCUUUUCCUCCCCCAUCCGCCCUUACCUUCCUUAACUUUCAGACCUUUGCUUCCUGAGAGCUGUCCGACUUCUCUCUCUGCUCCUCCCGCCCCUCUUGCCUCCUCUUCAUCCUCCUCUUCAAGUCUUCAUCUUUUUGUUCUUGGAUUUCUGUGAGACGAAGCAGAAAACACAACAGCAUACUCUCUUCCCACACUACCGGCACCUUACCGCAUUCCCUGAGCUGAGUCAAGCAAGGCCCGUUAAUGCGCUUUGGGGAAUCCGGUGCACAAGCAUAACCUUGCAUCGAGGCCCCUUACCUAAUUAACCAACAAAAAAAUAAGCCUGCGCAUUCUUUGGUUCCCCUCAGAGGGUACUUGCUUUAUCAAUGAAGCUCUUCGCAAAGAAAUCGUCCAAGAAGCAAGGUCCGGACGACGACGACCAACACCAAGAUUCGAGCUACUUCCCCCCCUCUGAGGCCUCUUCUCCUACGAAGUCGCCAACCAAGCCCCGAUCCCCCACCAAAUCGCCGACCAAGUCCCCCACCAAAAAAUCCUCCCAGCCUGCAUCCCCAGGCCCUCGGGAGACAAAGUCGUCGCGCACAUCCCGCACCUUUGGCCGCCACCCUACCGACCCCGGCUCACGCAGGAGCAGCAAAAUCGACCUUGACUCCCACCCUCUCAACCUCCCUCCCGAAGAGCGUGCAAAGAGACUGUCCGCCUUGUCAGCCAUGAGUGGAAACGCCAUGGACAUCGACCGUGAGUCGAGCGCAGCCCCGUCAUCGCCUGCGACGGCCCCUGCUGCUACUCCUACUACGGCCCCCCAGCAAACCUCCGCCCAGCCCUCUUCCUCUUCCUCUACUCCCAAGCCCAAUGGCAUCAACACCAAUUUCAACGGUGACGGAGAUGCUCCUGCCCCUCCCCCUCACAAGUCCAACCCCUCCAGUCCAGUCCCCACCGCUGAGGAUGAGGCCGAGGCCUAUAAGGCUGCGGGCAACAAGUUCUUCAAGGAGAAGGAUUACAAGAAUGCCAUUCUCCAGUACUCCAAGGCUAUUGAGUUGGUUCCCGACUCGGCCACCUACCUGAGCAAUCGCGCUGCCGCCUACAUGUCCAACACCCAGUACGAGUAUGCCCUCGAGGACUGCACCCGCGCUGCCGACCUGGACCCCGAGAACCCCAAGAUCCUUCUCCGACUUGCCCGCAUCUACACCAGCUUGGGUCAGCCCCAGGAGGCCCUGCUCGUCUUCGGCCGCAUCAACCCUCCCCCUUCGGCCAAGGACCAGGCUUCGGCCAAGGAAAUGCUGAAGCACGUCACCGCGGCCCAGAGCGCUCUCCGAGACGGAACCGCCGGCUCCAUGGUCCUCCAUGCCCUUGACCAGGCUGAGCGUCACCUGGGUUUCGGUGCCUCUAGACCCCGCAAGUGGCAACUCAUGCGGGGCGAGGCGUACCUUAAGAUGGGUAGCGUCAACGCCCUCGGCGAGGCCCAGAACCUCGCAAUGGCUCUGCUCAGGAGCAACAGCCAGGAUCCCGAGGCUCUGGUGCUUCGAGGCCGCGCCCUGUACGCCCAGGGCGAGAACGACAAGGCUGUCAGCCACUUCCGCAAGGCCAUCAGCUGCGACCCCGACAUGAGGGAUGCAGUCAAGUAUCUCAGGAUCGUCCAGAAGCUGGACCGCAUGAAGGAGGAGGGCAAUUCGGACUACAAAAUGGGCCGUUGGCAGUCCGCCAUCGAGAAGUACAGCGCCGCGCUCGAGGUUGACCAAACCAACCGUGGCACCAACUCAAAGAUUCUGCAAAACAGAGCGCUGUGCAAAAUCAAACUCAAGGAUUACGACGGAGCCAUUGCUGAUUGCGAGCGCGCCAUCAGCUUGGACUCGACGUACCUCAAGGCCCGCAAGACCAAGGCCAACGCUUACGGCCAGGCAGGCAAGUGGGAAGAUGCCGUGCGGGAGUGGAAGUCGAUCCAAGAACUCGACCCUGAGGACCGUACCAUCGCAAAGGAGGUGCGCAAGGCCGAGCUCGAGCUGAAGAAGAGCCAGCGCAAGGACUACUACAAGAUCCUCGGCGUUGAGAAGGACGCCGACGACAACCAGAUCAAGAAGGCCUACCGCAAGCUUGCCAUCAUCCACCACCCGGACAAGAACCCCAAUGACGAGCAGGCUGCCGAGCGCUUCAAGGACAUCGGAGAAGCUUAUGAGACUCUGAGCGACUCUCAGAAGCGUGCUCGUUAUGACAGUGGCGAAGACCUCGUCGACCCGUCUGACAUGUUCAGCGGCGGCGGCGGUAUGGGUGGUAUGGGCGGCAUGGGUGGCAUGCAUGGCGGCAUCGACCCCGAGAUCCUCUUCAACAUGAUGGGUGGUGGCGGUGGAUUCGGCGGCGGCGGCGGCGGCGGCUUCAACGGGGGCGGUUUCCCCGGUGGAGGCGGCGCACACUUCAACUUCGCCGACGGAGGGGGCCGUCCCCGCGGGGGUGGCGCCGGCUUCGGUGGCCGCGGCUUCAACUUCUCGACCUGACAAUCCGAGUCGGA